UCGUAACAUGAUGGGCCUUACAGCAAGCCUGUAAGCCGAUAUUGGACACAAAUCGACCCAGCUGGAGUUUGAGCUGAUUGAUGCCGAGGAGAGAGAAGAAAAAAGACAAUCAUCUGGUUAUGUGUAAUCUCUUUGAAGACUCUUAUCUCUUCUAUCCACGAAACAUUAGAGGGAAAAAAAUAAAACCAAAGAGCAGAGGAGACAGACAAAAUGAGAUAAGGAUUUGAAGCCUCUCACCUCUUUCCUUGCCUUCGCUUCGAGCUUAUUUGUCGUCAUACUUCACUCACCUCAGCGAUUUUUCUCGCUUUAGUUUCUCUGGGAGAAUUUUCGCAUAGCAAGGCGAACUAAAAGGUGACAGUGUUUAGCCACAUUAGAGAUGGCUACGAUUACUCCUUCUUCCAUCAGCAAAGCCUGGCUCAUUCCCGGAGCUGCUUUUACUGUAAAGAAGAAUGAUUGCUCCAUCAAAUGCUGCUUCUCCCGUAAAGCUGGCAAGAAACAGAUACUUUCUUCGACUCAGAGACUCGCUCUGCCUCUUUCGACUUCACUUGGAUUGUUUCCUACUCAUGGGAGGCACUUUGUGUUGCAUCCUCACCGUAUUAGAGCCACGGGGACAGAUGUUGUGGCGGUAGAGGAACAAGAUUCUCCUCCUGUUGCGGACGAGAGCUCAAAAGGAGAAACCGAUGCAUCAUCAGAAGCAGCUCCUCCUCCUGCUGCUACUAGUACUACUACAACAUCUCAGUCAAGGGGAGCGGCAAGACCCGGAAGGAAGGUCGAAACGCCGACAGUUAAGAACGAGGAGCUUGUUGCUGGUGCUACCUUCACUGGGAAAGUACGAGCGAUUCAGCCCUUUGGAGCGUUCGUCAGCUUUGGUGCCUUCACUGAUGGAUUAGUCCAUGUCUCUCAGUUGAGUGACAACUUUGUUAAGGAUGUUGCGAGUGUUGUCACUGUUGGGCAAGAGGUGAAAGUGAGGCUACUGGAAGCUGACAUUGAAGGAAAACGUAUUUCUCUAACCAUGCGUGAGAACGACGAUCCUCCCAAAGGCCAGUCCGGUGGUGGUAGUGAUAAGCCGAGGCCCGGAGGGAAGAGGAACGCUUCGAAAGGAGGGCAGAAGAAGGAAGAUGGGUUUCACUCAAAGUUUGUGAAAGGGCAGAUGUUGGAUGGAACGGUGAAGAACUUGACGAGGUCAGGUGCGUUUAUAACGAUUGGAGAAGGCGAAGAAGGGUUUCUACCUACGAAUGAGGAAGCAGAUGAUGGGAUUGGGAGCAUGAUGAUGGGUGGUGGCUCUUCGUUGCAAGCUGGACAAGAGGUUAAGGUCCGUGUGCUGAGGAUAGCGAGGGGUCGUGUUACUCUAACGAUGAAAGAGGAAGACGACGGUAAGUUUGAUGAAACAUUCAGUCAAGGAGUUGUGCAUACAGCCACGAAUCCAUUUAUGCUUGCUUUCCGUAAAAACGAAGAGAUUGCUGCGUUUCUUGACAAGAGGGAGGAAGAGAAGCAACCUGCUGAGAAACCAGUAGAGCCGGUGAAUGAACCAGAAGUAGCUGAAGCCUCUAUCACCUCAGAUAAAGUGGAGGAAUCACUAUCUGUAUCAUCUGUAGAAACAAGUGAAGAGGCUCUCUCAUCACAGACUCCCAAGGUAGAAGAAGAAGAAGCAGUAGUAACAGAGACCACAGCUGAAGAUGCUUCGCAGGAAAAAGAAGAGCAGACGGAAACAGUUGCUGCAGCAGUUGAAGCUGAAGAGGUGGAAAAGAUUGAGGCAACACAAGAUGUUCCUCCAAUUCCAGAAACCAAAAGUGAAGAGGAAAUUCCUGAGAACUCUAUACCUCCAAGUUCACCGACCGAUGAAGUUUCAUCUUCAGAAUCUGUAGCAAGUGAGGAGCUUCAAAAGGAGGAAGUGGUGGCCGAAGCACCUGUUUCUGAAGCCGAGAUUCCCACCUCUGUUGUCACAGAAGCAUCUUCUGAGGAAAGUGGCAACACGGCUGCUGCAGAAGAAAGCAUCAAAGGGGGCAUAUCACCAGCUCUUGUGAAGCAGCUAAGAGAAGAAACCGGAGCGGGAAUGAUGGACUGCAAGAACGCUCUCUCGGAGAGCGAGGGCGAUAUGGUCAAAGCUCAGGAGUACCUUCGCAAGAAGGGACUAGCGAGCGCUGACAAGAAAGCAAGCAGAACCACAGCCGAAGGAAGAAUCGGUUCUUAUAUCCACGACAGCAGAAUCGGUGUCCUCUUGGAAGUUAACUGUGAGACGGACUUUGUCUCACGCGGCGACAUUUUCAAGGAACUUGUUGAUGAUCUUGCGAUGCAGGUGGCUGCGUGCCCUCAAGUGGAAUAUCUUGUCACAGAAGAUGUUUCCGAAGAAAUUGUGAAGAAGGAAAAAGAGAUAGAGAUGCAAAAGGAAGAUCUUUUGUCGAAACCUGAGCAGAUAAGGGAGAAGAUAGUCGAAGGUCGGAUAAAGAAGAGGCUAGAUGCACUUGCAUUGCUAGAGCAGCCAUACAUUAAAGACGAUAAAGUGAUUGUGAAGGAUCUCGUAAAGCAGAGGAUUGCAACCAUUGGAGAAAACAUUAAAGUGAAGAGAUUCGUGAGGUACACUCUCGGAGAAGGCCUUGAGAAGAAAAGCCAGGACUUUGCUGCUGAAGUUGCUGCCCAAGCCGCAGCUAAACCAAAAGCUGUACCAGAGAAAGAACAGCCAAAAGCUGAAGAGCCCAAGGAAGCUGUUGCAAGUCCAGCAGCAACUACAGUGGUUUCAGCUGCUCUUGUGAAGCAGCUGCGUGAAGAAACAGGAGCCGGGAUGAUGGAUUGCAAGAAGGCAUUAGCGGAGACAGGAGGAGAUCUUGAGAAAGCACAAGAAUACUUAAGAAAGAAGGGUCUUUCAUCAGCAGAUAAAAAGUCAAGCAGGCUUGCAGCAGAAGGGAGAAUAGGCUCAUACAUCCACGAUUCACGGAUUGGAGUUCUGAUAGAAGUCAACUGUGAGACAGAUUUUGUCGGAAGAAGCGAAAAGUUCAAGGAAUUGGUUGAUGAUCUUGCAAUGCAAGCAGUGGCUAAUCCACAGGUGCAAUAUGUAUCCGUUGAGGAUAUUCCGGAGGAGAUUAAGCAGAAAGAAAAAGAGAUCGAGAUGCAAAGAGAGGAUCUUUUGUCGAAACCAGAGAACAUAAGGGAGAAGAUCGUUGAUGGAAGGAUCUCAAAGAGGCUUGGAGAAUGGGCAUUGCUUGAGCAGCCUUACAUUAAAGAUGAUAGUGUUCUGGUUAAGGAUCUCGUGAAGCAAACGGUGGCUACACUUGGUGAAAACAUCAAAGUCAGGAGGUUUGUCAAGUUUACUCUUGGAGAAGACAACUGAGGGAAAAAAAUAAGAAUCAAUUUUUCAAAUGAGGGAGCUCUCUUUUGUCAUGAGUUAUACAAAGCAAAGUCUUCCUUUUUUUUUGUUUUGUAGACAAAAAUCUUCAGUAAUUCACCUUUGAUUAGUUUAUAAUCAAAAAGCUGUAAUUUUUUUGUUCAUGAAAAUAUGAGAUUGUAUUUUUCCCGUUCUCUACAGAAGCCAAAUUAAGAGGAUCUUAAAUGACUAAUGACUAGUACUAAGCUAAAGGCUAAAAGCAUU
Molecule: messenger RNA, 3583 nt
Organism: Thlaspi arvense
Lineage: Eukaryota; Viridiplantae; Streptophyta; Magnoliopsida; Brassicales; Brassicaceae
Source: the annotation of a GenBank genome assembly